This is a messenger RNA of Galeopterus variegatus (Sunda flying lemur), 2533 nucleotides long. It is a transcript of the gene CDH8, whose product is annotated as cadherin 8, type 2. The record is from RefSeq and is a predicted model, not a curated record. NCBI's taxonomy places the organism in Eukaryota, Metazoa, Chordata, Mammalia, Dermoptera, Cynocephalidae. Gene Ontology annotation, molecular function: cadherin binding; calcium ion binding. Gene Ontology annotation, cellular component: plasma membrane; axon terminus; adherens junction. Gene Ontology annotation, biological process: calcium-dependent cell-cell adhesion; homophilic cell-cell adhesion; adherens junction organization. Bases 147 to 1589 code for a protein of 480 amino acids. The transcript has 10 exons.
GUACGUCUGUCACUAAUGUAACAGCUACCGAUGCGGAUGACCCAGUUUAUGGUAACAGUGCAAAGUUGGUUUAUAGUAUCUUGGAAGGACAGCCUUAUUUUUCCAUUGAGCCUGAAACAGCUAUUAUAAAAACUGCCCUUCCCAACAUGGACAGAGAAGCCAAGGAGGAGUACCUGGUUGUUAUCCAAGCCAAAGAUAUGGGUGGACAUUCUGGUGGCCUGUCUGGGACCACAACACUUACAGUGACUCUUACUGAUGUCAAUGACAAUCCUCCAAAAUUUGCACAGAGUCUGUAUCACUUCUCAGUACCAGAAGAUGUGGUUCUUGGCACUGCAAUAGGAAGGGUGAAGGCCAAUGAUCAGGAUAUUGGUGAAAAUGCACAGUCAUCCUAUGACAUCAUUGAUGGAGAUGGAACAACACUCUUUGAAAUCACUUCUGAUGCCCAGGCCCAGGAUGGCAUUAUUAGGCUAAGAAAGCCUCUGGACUUUGAGACCAAAAAAUCCUAUACUCUGAAGGUAGAGGCAGCCAAUGUCCAUAUUGACCCUCGUUUCAGCGGCAGGGGGCCCUUUAAAGAUACGGCAACAGUCAAAAUUGUGGUUGAGGAUGCGGAUGAGCCUCCUGUCUUCUCUUCACCGACUUACCUCCUUGAAGUUCAUGAAAAUGCUGCUCUAAAUUCUGUGAUUGGGCAAGUGACAGCUCGUGACCCUGAUAUCACUUCCAGUCCUAUAAGGUUUUCCAUCGACCGGCACACCGACCUGGAGAGGCAGUUCAACAUUAAUGCAGAUGAUGGGAAGAUAACGCUGGCAACACCGCUUGAUCGAGAAUUAAGUGUAUGGCACAACAUAACAAUCAUUGCUACUGAAAUUAGGAACCACAGUCAGAUAUCACGAGUACCUGUUGCUAUUAAAGUGCUGGAUGUCAAUGACAACGCCCCUGAAUUCGCAUCUGAAUAUGAGGCAUUUUUAUGUGAAAAUGGAAAACCCGGCCAAGUCAUUCAAACAGUAAGCGCUAUGGACAAAGAUGAUCCCAAAAAUGGACAUUAUUUCUUAUACAGUCUUCUUCCAGAAAUGGUCAACAAUCCGAAUUUCACUAUCAAGAAAAAUGAAGAUAAUUCCCUCAGCAUUUUGGCAAAGCAUAAUGGAUUCAACCGCCAGAAGCAAGAAGUCUAUCUUUUACCAAUCAUAAUCAGUGAUAGUGGGAAUCCCCCACUGAGCAGCACCAGCACCCUGACCAUCCGGGUCUGUGGCUGCAGCAAUGAUGGUGUUGUCCAGUCUUGUAAUGUUGAAGCUUAUGUCCUUCCGAUUGGACUCAGUAUGGGCGCCUUAAUUGCCAUAUUAGCAUGCAUCAUUUUGCUGCUAGUCAUUGUGGUGCUGUUUGUAACUCUCCGGCGACAUAAAAAUGAGCCAUUAAUUAUCAAAGAUGAUGAAGACGUUCGAGAAAACAUUAUUCGCUACGAUGACGAAGGAGGUGGAGAAGAGGACACAGAGGCUUUUGACAUUGCAACUUUACAAAACCCAGAUGGAAUUAAUGGAUUUUUACCCCAUUACGGAAGAGGGUUGCUAGGAGAAAUAUCACAAGAUGCUGUCUGAAGAGAAAGACUGUGGAAAACAAUGGCUUCAAUGAACUCAGAGGCCAGGACCACAAAAGGAAAUGAGAGGUCACUAAAGGCAAAUUUUAAUUUCUUCAGAUUUCUUUUGUACAUACAAAGAUCUCCAGGGCCAUUCUAUGAUUUCUCAUAAAUAUGAGCAAGACUUCAACAACUAUGUUCUAAGACUGAACACAGCAAUUUAGGAGUCAUUGGGAUCGCUUCCCCUUUCCAAUGUAUGUUUUGCCUUGACUAUAACUUUGUCUAAUACUUUUCUAGGUUUUCUUUAAUUCAAAAUCUAAAGUUUGAGAGCUGUUCCAUAUUUGUCAAGUCUGAUUGUUGAGUAUGUGAAUGGAUGAUUUAGGAUCGAUGUUAGAGCUAUAAAUAACAAUAUUGCAAAUAAACUAAAAAAAAAAAAAAAACCUUUAAGAACUUUAUAAUAAAAGCUUUUUUUCCCCCUAUAAUGUGUUUUAGAUUCUAUGCUAGUGAGAGUGAAAAGAUAUGAGUAACAUGCUUUUCUUGCCUCUCAAGAUGUGGAACCAAACUGGACAAUUGUAGAAGUAAGUAAAUGAUUAAACAUUAGAUAUGGCUAUGCUGUGGAAGCCCUAAGCACACAGUGUUUUGAGAACACAGAGAAAGAAUAUCUAAGCCUGCCAAGACACAGUAUCCUGCUGGAGGCUGUGUUAGCAUGAGUGCUGGAGGCAGUAUACUGUUAAACUUAGAAUAUUAGAGGAUACGGCCAGACUAAAUCCAGCUGCCUGAGAAAGAAUAGCGAUUUUGAGGUGGGGGACCUCUCAAUGAACUCCACUGCUAGUGCAUCUCACCAUAUGAAAUUCUACAUGUCACAAAAUUUUCAGCACCCUUACUUAUUUAGCAAAUAUGUACUGAGGAUUUUCUAUUAAUUUAGGUGCUAGGAAUAUAACAGUGUAUAGGACAGGAGUGGUCUGU